AUGUUCCAUAACUUCAUCAAAAGUAUUGUCGACUCAUCGUUGAGUUGCGCAGAAAAGCUGCGUGAUAGAAAAAAGGCUCUAUUUGAGUUUCAAGUGGGCGUUCAUGGCGAUUUCCACAGGGGAACUGUGUUAUCAGUUUCUCCUACACCCCCUUCUACCCCACCUCUGCCGUCCCAUCACUUCUCAAACACCGACGCACCUCUGUCCUCGAUCAAUGACACGACGGAGGAUGCUGUUUGUUGUGGACAAAUGCCCCCUCGGAUCCGAACACCUACCCUUGAAGGCAUGCCCGAUGAAAUACAAUGCCACAUCCUCGGGUUUCUUUCAUAUAAUGAAAUUAUACGAUGCGCUUUGACCUGCCUGACACUAUACAACACGGUCAAAUGCUCUGUUGAACUACAGUACACCAUCGAACUCGGUGCUCAACGGCUGGUCGAAGUCCAUCCGCGGUCCCCUACUGCCUCUUUAGCAGAGUACUUGCGUAUUCUCAGAAAAAAGGCAAACGCAUGGAACGAUUUCAAACCCAUUGCUACGGAUGCGUUUCGCGUCAAGACCUUGUUCGGCUUGAACUCGGUCGUUCAUCGAAAUGUCAUCUCCUGCACGCCGUCCGUGCACGUCGACGCUGCGUCCAACACUGUGGAUAUCAAGACCAACAGCACGUGUUCUGUAAAACUCGCGAUGAAUCCCAAUCCAGUUCCGAAUACCUACAGGUACUUGGACGAGUCGCAAGACGUCGAGGUCAUCGUCACUUUUCCGAUCGAUGUCGACUCUGAUGGAUUCAAGUACCGAAUAUCCUUUCGUUCGAUAUCGACGGGGGAGGAGCAUCCUUUGUCGCAUGGAUCGCGUGUGGUGAGCGGGAGAGCCGCUUGCUGUGAAGCUCAGUUCAUCAAAAUCGCUGUCGCUGUCUUCGAUGAUCGCCUCGCAGUCUAUAUCGCUGGGCUCGACGAAAACAGGGACCCGUGCUGGUCGCUGCAUGUAUUGAGUUGGAAACAACCUAGUCAAGCCGAUGACUUAUGUGCGAUCGGCGACGGAAAUGAGCUCCUGGACAUCCGUUUUCUCGUGAAGGAAAAGCUUAUAGCUCUCUCUACAGACGGUCAUAUACACCUCUACGACACUGAGGACCCGUCAAAGGCGCCGCGGCUCCAUGCAAGAUUCAUGCUACCCUUCCAUGGCAAGUUGGGUGUAUUCGAUCACCCGUCGAGUUUUCAUAGUGCCGCAAGCUGUACACCAGUCAACCAUUGGAUCUGGGCAACAAACCCUGCAGAUCGAGUCAUAUCCGUGACAUGGGCCGAUCCCUCGUCGAUUUAUAUCGUAUCUGCUCGCAUAUUUUUCAUGGACGUUCCUUCGACAUGGUUUGACGCGACGUCAGAAGAUGGACGGUCAGUCAAAUGGUCAUCGUGGGGUCCACAAAACUCUCGUCUCGUCCCUGACGAAAGGUUCGACAUGCAAAGGCGGUGCUUUUUUGGAGUGGGAGGAUCUCGCGUUAUAUGGGCGAGUCCUGUCGCGGGUCGAAGUGAUUCGUCGUUCCAGCUAUGCAUGACCGACUUCAAUCCCUCGGCCGUGGCGCGUGGUAUCGGCAAGGUGAUCCGCGAGCCUACAACAUUGUUAGGUCUCCAACCGGACAUGCAGGUGACGACGUACCUCCCUUUCGUGGAGGUGUCGCAUGACAGAGCUUUCGACGCCCCCCUUUGGGAUAUCAAACUCGACGAGGAGACGAUGGUGAUGUUCACCCGAUCAACUAUCGAGUCUGAGUGGAAAAUGCAGGCGGACGUCUUUGAAAUGUAG
Messenger RNA from Suillus bovinus, 1785 nucleotides. RefSeq lists its product as uncharacterized. The transcript is spliced from 5 exons. The record is from RefSeq and is a predicted model, not a curated record. Gene Ontology annotation, molecular function: protein binding. NCBI's taxonomy places the organism in Eukaryota, Fungi, Basidiomycota, Agaricomycetes, Boletales, Suillaceae. Bases 1 to 1785 code for a protein of 594 amino acids.